UCGCAGGCCAGCGGCCCGACAAUGCCAGGCGGGGGAGCCCCUUUCUCAGCAACACAGCACAGCAUCACCGCCUCGCCUCGCUGAGAAAAAGGACAGGCAGGAGAGAAAUGCAAAGGGAUGUAAGAUGGCAGAGCUACAAAUGCUAUUAGAGGAGGAAAUCCCUGCCGGUAAAAGAGCACUCGUGGAAAGCUACCAGAACCUGUCCCGGGUAGCGGAAUACUGUGAAAACAAUUAUGUUCAGGCUCAAGACAAGAAGAAGGCCCUGGAGGAGACCAAAGCCUACACCACUCAGUCUCUGGCCAGCGUGGCCUACCAGAUCAAUGCCUUAGCAAACAAUGUGCUGCAGCUGCUGGAUAUUCAAGCCUCGCAACUACGACGCAUGGAAUCGUCCAUCAACCACAUCUCCCAGACCGUGGACAUCCAUAAGGAGAAGGUGGCCCGCCGAGAAAUCGGCAUCCUGACCACAAACAAAAACACCUCUCGUACCCACAAGAUCAUCGCUCCGGGCAACAUGGAGCGGCCGGUGCGCUACAUUCGAAAGCCUAUCGACUACACGCUGCUGGAUGAUGUAGGACACGGCGUCAAGUGGCUUAAGGCCAAGCAACAUGGGAACAAUGCGGCGGGACGAGGGGGGACCCUUUCAAGGACCAACCCACCUUCACAGAAGCCUCCAAGCCCUCCCAUGGCUGGUCGUGGUACCCUUGGACGUAACACUCCCUACAAAACACUGGAGCCUGUGAAGCCCCCAGUGGUGCCAAAUGACUACAUGACGAGCCCGGCCCGACUCGGGAGCCAGCACAGCCCCGCGCGCACAGCGUCUCUCAAUCAGAGACCCAGGACACACAGUGGCAGCAGUGGUGGCAGUGGUGGGAGGGAGAACAGUGGAGGCAGUGGAGUCGGUGUCCCUCUAGCAGUUCCCACACCCUCUCCUCCCAGUAUGGGGCAAGUGGCCCCAUCGUCGGCCUCUGUGCCCCAGGGCCCCGGCUUGGGUCCCAUCCCCAUGUCCCAGUUUGGCACCAUCUCCCGCCAGAUCUCCCGUCACAACUCUUCCACCACCUCCUCAGCCUCCAUGGUGUCGGCCACUGGCACGUAUCGCCGCGCACCCUCCGUCUCCUCCCAGCAGCCCCAUCUUAACGGAGGCCCAACAUACACUCAGAACCCAGUGUCUGUGGCUCCUCCACCUCCUCCUCCUGUGGUCCAGCUGACCCCACAGAUCCCCCUGACCGGCUUCGUGGCCAGAAUGCAGGAGAGCA
Molecule: messenger RNA, 1253 nt
Organism: Maylandia zebra (zebra mbuna)
Lineage: Eukaryota; Metazoa; Chordata; Actinopteri; Cichliformes; Cichlidae
Source: RefSeq, a predicted model, not a curated record